AUGAGUGAUGGCCGGCAUUCAACUUCAUCACUUCAGUCUUCAGCAGGUGUUACCUCGGCUGAAGAGUUGUCCGAAAAAUACCAAAAAUUAUUCGCCGAAUUUUCUAAGAUGAAAGCACAGCAUUCUGUAUUAAAGAAGGCUGUUAUUAAGGAACAAAAAACCAUUAGUUCAUUAGAAGAUGAAUGCAAAACCAAAGAACAGGAAUUGCGUACUUCACUACAACAGCUCGAUCUUUUAACUUUUCACAAUCAACGUCUAACCAAACGUAUCGAAAGCUUACAGGAUUCGACUGCUGCGAGGUUAUCACCUGGUUGGUUGGUGGGUUCAGCUAAGAAAGAACUUGAAAAGUCAAAAGCGACUUUAGAAGCUACCAGCAUAGAGCUGAAUAGAAAAAUUGAAGAAAAUGAAAAGUUGCAUAAUGAGCUACUUGAAGUUAACAAUUUAUAUACACAACACGUGGCUUCUCUCCAAUCUAAAAUAUCAGAAUUGGAGAAAAAAACUGAGGAGCUUCAGAUCGAAUUAACAAGAUCUCAUCUUGCUAGCGAAGAGGCUUUGAGUAUAAUACGUCAAGAGAAGCGUGAUAUUGAUAAUGAACUUGACCAAACAAGAUCGGAGCUACGGGAAAUAAGGGCGCUUAUGGAAAAGAAUGAGCAGAAAUUGAAAGAGGGUGAUGAUGUAUUGCAAACUGAAGUGAUCGUUCUUCGUGAUACAUUGAAUAUAACUCUGGGACUCUCAGAUGAAUCACAAAUAGAUCAAUUUAGUGCUUUGAGUGAAAAAAUUGAUAACGAAUCAAAUGAACUUAUCGAAAGUUUUAAACUAUUGCAAUCGAAUGCUCGAGAUUAUUUAAAAUCACUUAAAGAAAAGUCAGAUUUGUCUGACGAACUAGGUUUGAAAGUUAAAAAUUCUAGUUUAGUAUGGCAACAAAAUUUGCCAAAACUAGUGGCAAAAUUGGCAUCUACUCAAAGUCGAAUAACAGAAUUGACUGCAGAAAAAGAAAACCUUAUUAAAGCUAACGAAUCUGAAUCGGGUAAGAUCAAGAUUUUAGAAGAUCAAAUUUCUCAGCUGAAAGAAGAGCUAGAUAGGCAAAAGGCAACAUAUAAUGGUCUGGCGACAGAAAUGAAUCAGCACCAAGGUGGUAAUAACAUAGAAAAUGGCGUUGAUAGCAAUGAAGUAGCAUCAUCAGUUGUUAACGGAUUGAACGGAAUAUCAUCGAAUGGAGUAAAUCAUCAUGAUACAUUAGCGAAUAAAGAUAAUUCAGAAACAAGGGAAAAUAAUACGAAUGUUACAUCACAACAACUUCAAGAAGAAAAUGAUGAUGACGACGACGAUAAUGAGCCUUUUGUUUAUACUAAUGAUGCUGAGAAAAGAGAAAGUACUGAACUUUCAGAUCAGCCAAUUAAAGAUACCUCACGUCCAACAGCUCUGACUGUUAUGGCCACACCAAUAACAAGAUCUACAACUGACGAUAUUGAUAUUAACGCAAGUCGUAACGGUAAUUCAAACAUCCUUGAGUUGGAGCGAGAUAUAGGGUUACAAUUAUCGGAUAGUAAAUCAGUAAGACUAUUUAAGGCUACGGAAAUCAUUAAAGGAAGGUUGGCUGAAGCGGAUGAUGGGAAAUUACGAGCAGAGCAAGAAAAGAUAAGGUUACAAAAUGAAUUGGACCAAUUGAGGGAAAAAUUUCGCGAGGAACAAGAAAAUUAUAUAAGACAAAUUGAUACAAUGACAACAUGGAUCGGUAAUCAGGAAAAAACUAUUUUAGAAAAAGAGCGCCAAAUAAAUGAACUUAUGGCUGGAACUUCACACUAUGAAUAA
Dentiscutata erythropus is the source of this 1812-nucleotide messenger RNA. NCBI's taxonomy places the organism in Eukaryota, Fungi, Glomeromycota, Glomeromycetes, Diversisporales, Gigasporaceae. The record is from the annotation of a GenBank genome assembly.